AUGAGGAAUCGAAGUAAUUCAGGUAUCCGUUUGGAUUAUUACCAAAGAUUAGUGUAUAGAAGUAUAUUGAAAUACCAGAAUCCUGCUACAGGGUUAAUAUCUAGUGAAAACAGUACACAUGCCUGGGUUAGAGACAAUGUUUAUGCUAUUAUUGCUGUAUGGGGUUUGGCUAUGGCCUACAGGAAGACAGCGGAUUUAGAUGAAGAUCGAGCUAAAGCUUAUGAACUGGAACAGGCAAUUGUAAAGGCUAUGAGAGGAUUACUGAAAAGUAUGAUGGCACAAGUAGAUAAAUUAGAGAAAUUUAAAAAGACUCAGAGUCCCCGAGAUUCUCUUCAUGCUAAAUAUUGUAGUCGUACUGGUAAGACGGUAGUUGGUGAUUAUGAAUGGGGUCAUCUACAGAUUGAUGCUACAUCAUUGUAUCUGUUGACAUUAGCUCAAAUGACAGCUGCUGGUUUAGAAAUAAUAUAUACAUUAGAUGAAGUAGCUUUCAUACAGAACCUGGUAUUUUAUAUAGAAACAGCCUAUAGAACUCCAGAUUAUGGUAUUUGGGAACGAGGUGAUAAAACUAAUCAUGGCUUACCAGAAUUAAAUUCAAGUUCUAUUGGAAUGGCAAAGGCAGCACUAGAUGCUAUAAAUGAAUUAGAUUUAUUUGGUGCUAGAGGUGGAAUGGCAUCAGUAAUACAUGUGUUACCUGAUGAAGCUCAGCAAUGUCAGGCUAUAUUAGACUCCAUGUUACCUCGAGAGUCUUCUUCUAAAGAAAUAGAUUCAGCUUUAUUAACUGUUAUUAGCUACCCAGCAUUCGCUGUAGAUGAUGUUGAACUAAUAGAGGAAACUAGAAGAACUAUUAAAGAAAAACUUGAGGGUAAAUAUGGCUGUUCACGUUUUUUACGAGAUGGAUAUAAAACAGCGAAAGAAGAUCCUAGAAGAUUACACUAUGAACCCUGGGAGUUAUUGGUCUUUGAGAAAAUAGAAUGUCAAUGGCCAUUGUUUUUCACCUAUUUUAUAUUGGAUGGUUUGUUUAAUAAUGAUAAAGAAAUGGUUGAAUAUUACCGUAGUAAAUUAGAUGAAUUAAUAGUUAAAACUGAUGAUGGUGUACCAAUGAUUCCAGAACUAUAUUAUGUUCCUGCUGAUAAGGUUGAUGGUGAAUAUAAAAAACCUAACAGUCAGAAACGUGUUUAUGGUGGUAAAUUACCUCACAUGUGGUCCCAGUCUAUGUAUAUACUUGGUAGAAUGAUGUAUGAGGGUUUUCUAUCACCUGGUGAACUAGAUCCUCUCAAUAGAAGAUUAGUAGCUGAACCUAAACCAGAUAUAGUAGUUCAAGUGGUGAUAUUAGCAGAAGAUACAUUGAUAAGAGAUAAGUUAUUAUCACAAGGUAUUGAGGUUCAGACUAUAGGUGAUGUACAACCAAUACAGGUUUAUCCUGCCCGAAUAUUGAGUCAAAUCUACUCCUUAUUAGGUAAAAAUAAGAGACUAGGACUAACAGGAAGACCAUCUAGUGAAAUUGGCCUCCUAGCAACCAGUAAACUUUAUGUCCUUAAUGAUCAAAUAUUAGCCUUCAUACCACAGUUUAUGGAUCAACAACGAUUCUACGUAGCUCUUGAUACCAACUUUAUGUUGGAUUUUCUUCGUACUGAAGUUUCCUAUUUAAAAAGCAGCUGGAAGGGUCUGGGUCGCCCAACGCUCACUGUGACGGUAACUCAUGCACUAAUGGAUAAUCAUAACAACCCCCCAACAACAUUGAUAGCUACUAUUAAAAAAUUACAGAGUGGUUAUAUAGCUGGUACCAGAGUACAUCUGGGAAGUUUAGAGAAUUUUCUCACUACAUCUUGUGUUACCAAGUUAAGUUUUGUUAGAGAUCUAGAUGAUCCUUAUCAAGGUGAUGAACAAGUGGUGAGAUUUAUGGAUAAAUUGAUGAGUCCAACCUGUCCUAGGCCAAGAUUAUUAUCUAAAGCUAAGAAAGGUGUCAGUGGACGGUUACAGAGGAAGAAUUCAGUCCAUGGUAUUGUAAAAAGAUCCAGGUCUAUUCAAGUAGAUCCAGAGCAGGCUGCAGACCUCCAAGCUUAUCUAGUGAAGAAAAGGUUAUCGUCGACAUCAUCAGUAUUUUCUCCAGAAGGGACACCAUCUCAUAGUCCUGGAGUUUCACCUCAACCCCGUCGUAAACAUUAUACCAGCUUAACAGAGACUCAAAAUAACAACGAAAACAUCAAUGUUCAAGAAUUGGUAGAAAGUUUACAAAAUACUGAAAAUUUAAAUGAACAAGCUGAUAUUAUACAUUAUCUCUACAUGGCAAAAGGUAUAGAUUGGGAUACACAGAUUGGAAAUAGAGUUUGUACAGUGAAAGAACUCCUAAUUGAAUUAUAUGAAAAGGCUGGACAUUGGAAACAAUGGUGGUUAGUAAGACACACAGCUGGUAUGUUAAAAAAGAGAGUUGAAGAUUUAGCUCUGGCCGCUACAGAUUUAUUAGUUCGUCAAAAACAACUGUCAGUUGGUCUUCCUCCAGAUAGAGAACGAAUUAUAACAAGACCACUACCACCUGAUGAAUUAGCUUCCAUUAUUUAUGAUGCUUGUGGUGAAGAUACCAGUACAGCUUCCUUGACACAGGAACUGUUGAUUUAUUUAGCUAUGUAUAUUAGAACAGAACCUAAAUUAUUUAAUGAAAUGUUGAGAUUAAGAGUUGGUUUAAUAAUACAAGUCAUGGCUUCAGAAUUAUCUCGUACUCUUAAAUGUUCAGGUGACGAUGCCUCAGAUCAUUUGUUAAAUCUUAGUCCAUUUGAGAUGAAGACAUUAUUACAUCAUAUAUUGAGUGGUAAAGAAUUCAUCAUUAACAGUGUGUGUCAUGGUAUAUCAAUAAAAGGUCAACUAUUACAGAGCAGUUUAACACAAGAGAUGACAUCAGGAGAGUUUAAGUUUGCUCUACAAGUAGAAAUGGUAUUAAAUAAAAUACCACAACCUGAAUAUCGUCAGUUAAUGGUGGAAGCUCUAAUGGUCCUCACUUUAUUAGUAGAAAAUGAUAAUUCUAAAAUAGAUUUAAAUCAUAUUAUUGAAGUUGAUAAAAUUGUUCAUGAGGCCAAUGCUAUAUUUCUGGCUGAUCAGGUAAAAUAUUUGCUACUUACCGGCAAAGGUGCAGCCAAUAUUAAUCAACAUUUCUAUGACAGUGCUCCUAGUGGUAGAUUUGGUACCAUGUCUUAUUUAUGUCGAGCUCUAGGGAAAAUGUUAAAACUGCCUAUUAGUCAAGAGGGUAAUAUGGAAUGUACAUUGUCAUAG
Molecule: messenger RNA, 3264 nt
Organism: Lottia gigantea (owl limpet)
Lineage: Eukaryota; Metazoa; Mollusca; Gastropoda; Lottiidae
Exons: 29
Coding region: 1-3264 (1087 amino acids)
Biological process (GO): glycogen metabolic process
Cellular component (GO): phosphorylase kinase complex
Molecular function (GO): calmodulin binding
Source: RefSeq, a predicted model, not a curated record